AUGGCCCCAACAGAGAGCAAGAAGCGCCUGGCUUUGGCCGUCAUCGAUUUCCUGGGCUCCAGCCUGAAGGAUGGCACCCUCACAGCCGACGAUGCCGAGUCGAUCGAAAUCGCCCAAUCCUGUAUCGCCGACACUUUCAAGGUUGAUCCUACCGAUGAGGCCGCCGUGAAGGAUGCUGUAGGUGGGCAAUCUCUCGUCGGAAUCUACAGUGUCUACGAGAAGCUGCGCAACAAGUCAACCCCGCAAUCGACCGACGCCGGAGCUCAACAAUCCCAGGAAAAGCCCACAGCCGGCGUUCCCACGCCCGACUCUGAUAAGCUGAAGUCUGAGGGAAACGCUCUUAUGGCGAAGAAGGAUUACCCCGGUGCAAUUGAGAAAUACACCCAGGCCCUCGAGAUUGCCCCCGCCAACCCCAUCUACCUCUCCAAUCGCGCAGCUGCCUACUCGGCCUCUUCUCAGCACGAGAAAGCCGCAGCAGAUGCGGAACUUGCCGCAGCCGCCGAUCCCAAGUACUCCAAGGCAUGGAGCCGACUGGGUCUCGCCCGCUUCGAUAUGGGCGACUAUCACGCCGCCAAGGAGGCUUACGAGAAGGGUAUUGAGGCCGAAGGCAAUGGUGGCAGCGAAGCCAUGAAGCGUGGUCUGGAGACAUCCAGCCGGAAGCUUGAGGAGGCCAGCCAGACCAGCGAGCCUCCUUCGGAGGACCUUGACACUGCCCCCGGUGCCUCCCGUGGAGGUGGUGGUGGCAUGCCUGAUCUGUCUUCUCUGGCUAGCAUGCUUGGCGGCGGCGGCGGUGCCGGUGGUGCCGGUGGUAUGCCUGACCUGGGCUCCAUGAUGAACAACCCCAUGUUCGCCAGCAUGGCACAGAACCUGAUGAGCAACCCCGAUAUGCUCGGCAACUUGAUGAACAACCCCCGUCUCCGCCAGAUGGCCGAAAACUUUGGCCAGGGUGGUGGCAUGCCUGACAUGUCUAGCCUGAUGAGCGAUCCCAACCUUGCAGAUAUGGCUCGGAACAUGAUGGGUGGCGGUGCUGGCGGCGCCGGACGCGGUGGCCAGAACUAA
Molecule: messenger RNA, 1059 nt
Organism: Penicillium antarcticum
Lineage: Eukaryota; Fungi; Ascomycota; Eurotiomycetes; Eurotiales; Aspergillaceae
Exons: 3
Coding region: 1-1059 (352 amino acids)
Biological process (GO): post-translational protein targeting to endoplasmic reticulum membrane
Cellular component (GO): TRC complex; membrane
Molecular function (GO): molecular adaptor activity; protein binding
Source: RefSeq, a predicted model, not a curated record